Puma concolor (puma) is the source of this 1928-nucleotide messenger RNA. The record is from RefSeq and is a predicted model, not a curated record. NCBI's taxonomy places the organism in Eukaryota, Metazoa, Chordata, Mammalia, Carnivora, Felidae.
AAGGGACGGCCUCCCGGCCGAAGGGGGCCCUUCCCGGGGGCUCGUUCUCCCGGGAUGUGAGAGAUUUGGCGAGCAACAGCCCCCUCCUAUAGCAAUGGGUUGUUUCAAAGCUUCACCGAGCCAUUCCUGGAUUUAUCCCACCGUGAUCCUGUGUUUAUUUGGAUUUUUCUCCAUGAUGAGACCCUCAGAACCCUUCUUAGUCCCAUAUUUAUCUGGACCAGAUAAAAACCUGACCAGCUCAGAGAUCACAAAUGAGAUCCUUCCCAUCUGGACAUACUCUUACCUGGCACUGCUGUUCCCAGUGUUCAUCGCCACCGACUACGUCCGCUACAAGCCAGUCAUUAUCCUGCAGGGGAUCAGCUUCGUGGUCACCUGGCUGCUGCUUUUGUUUGGCCAGGGAUUUUACUGGUCUCUGUGGUGGGCCUUUUCCACAGCAGGUUUUAACCAAAUUUUGAACUAUGUUCAAAUCCUGUGGGAUUACAAGGCACCAUCCCAAAAUUCUUUCAUCUAUAAUGGGGCAGUAGAAGCUGUUGCAACCUUUGGAGGGGCCGUGGCUGCCUUUGCCGUGGGCUUUGUGAAAGUCAACUGGGAUCUCCUGGGAGAGUUGGCUCUAGCGAUCUUCUCCAUCAUUAGUGCAGGCUCUCUGUUUCUCAUGCAUUACACAACCAACAUCUGGGUAUGCUAUGCUGGCUAUUUAAUAUUCAAGUCCAGCUAUAUGCUUCUUAUAACCAUAGCAGCAUUUCAGAUUGCAGUUAAUCUGAGUGUGGAGCGUUAUGCCCUGGUGUUUGGAAUGAACACCUUCGUGGCCCUGGUGAUCCAGACCAUUAUGACAGUGAUCGUAGUAGAUCAGAAAGGACUCAACCUGCCUAUCAGCAUUCAGUUUUUAGUUUAUGGGAGUUAUUUUGCAGUUAUUGCUGGCAUUUUUCUAAUGAGAAGCAUAUACAUCAUCUGCUCAACCAAGUUCCAAGAGCAGCCACAGAGCUCUGCUACAUGUCAGAAUCCAGCUGAGCCCCACCCAGACGGACCCAGGAAUGUCAACAUGGAAACAAAGCUCUAACCUUAUGGCAACCACUGCAUCCACUGAGAAAGGACCCGCCAGGUCACAAAGCCACCGAGUGACACAAAAUGACACACUUCCUAAGUCUGGAUUUCAAGGAACCUUUUCAAAACCCCAACAAAAUAUCGGUUUUAGACCAGAUGUCUAUGUGCCCAGCUGGAUGCAUUCAACAGGUCCCGUCACCUCAGUCAAACAGUCCGUGCUGGGGACCCCAGGGAGUAGCAAGGACUGGGAAAUUCUGGUUCUGAUUACUCUUUAGGACAUGCAAAUGGCAUGGAAACAAACCACGAGAAACUCCAGUCAUUCUGGAGUUGAUGUUCCCGACUCCAGAGCAGAAAUACUAACUAGAUUCACCUUGUUGCUUGGCUCACAUCUUUGUUUUAUCUUGCUGAAACUGGCAAGAGAGGGGACAUUUUUUGUCACAUGGCCAUUUUCCUUCUUCUUCUAUUCAGUAUAUUUCUAUAUAGCAUGCAGUUCUCUGAGAGAAUUUCAAGGUUUGGUCCCAUUUCUGAGGAUCCCUCUUCAAUCCUGAUAACAUGGCAUUAUUCACAAGCUAAAAUUUGGUAAUAUCACCAUUGAAUUCGGUCAUGAUUAUUUUUCGCUUUGGGUUCUGCUGAGCUUUGUUGUUAAAAAUCUACCUCAGGAAUAGCUCCAGACGUUCCUGGAUAUCCACAGAAUGACAUUCAAGUCAAUUCCUCGUGACCAUAGGGGAGACAACGGGCUUUCUCCCUACCAUGACCCCAGACAGGUGUUUUAAUGCUGUGUCCGUGUGAUCUCUGUGUAAAACAGAGAAACUUAACUAGAAAUUUCUAGGACUUUUUAAGUAUUUUUAAGUAAGAAAAUACUAAUAGGGUGGGGGAAACGCCUAAUU